This is a messenger RNA of Arxiozyma heterogenica, 1167 nucleotides long. It is a transcript of the gene CIP1, whose product is annotated as Cip1p. Bases 1 to 1167 code for a protein of 388 amino acids. The record is from RefSeq and is a predicted model, not a curated record. NCBI's taxonomy places the organism in Eukaryota, Fungi, Ascomycota, Saccharomycetes, Saccharomycetales, Saccharomycetaceae. The transcript has a single exon.
AUGCUAUUAUUAGAUAAAUACCAGAAAAAAUUCCAUAUGUUUUCAAAUAAGCAUAAUAAUAACAAUAAUAAUAGUAAUAUAAAUAGCAGUGAUACUAGGAAUACAUCUAUUGCUGAUACCACUGCCGUUGAAAUAAACAAUGAUACUAAUCUUAACAACAAUAGCUGCAGCAAUAAUAAUAAUAAUGUAAAUGAUUGUACGGAUACUAGUACACCGGAUAUGAGUACUUUUGUAGAUCCUAGACUACAAUACAAUAUGAUCACUCCUGUAACUUCACAUAAUGUAUUAUUCUCGAUUAAUAACACCAGUAGUAACCAUGCCUUCUAUAACUUACAACAGCCACAACAGUUCGGCUACAGUAGAUAUAAUGGUAGUACAACAUCUCUAGCAAGCUCCAUAAAUUCUGAUAUUGCAUUACCCAUGUCUGCUUCCUUAAACAAUAUGAAUAUGAACAAUAUUUUAUCUAAACAGUUUAUUAAUUUGUUGAUCGAUACAUAUCAAGUAUUAUGUUCAGAUCCAACUAUUACUCCCUUCGACACAAAUAAUCCUCCCUCUGGUAUACUUAAUCGUGUUGGUAAACUUUCAUUGAAAAGAGCCAGCUCAGUUAAUAUGGAAAUAUUCAGUAGUACCACCAAUAGUAAACAUUAUAGUAAUAACCAUAACGUUUUAUUAUCGAUAAUUAGACACAAUUUGUUAUCAGAGAUCAGAAAAGACGGAUACUAUUCAAGAAAUGUUUCUUUGACUUCAUUGAUGCAACCUUCUCUGCUCAAUAACAACUACAACAACAGUAUCAACAGUCCUUUAUCUCAACCACCCAUUUUGAAAAGAACUAAUACCAUGGACAGGGUACAGAAUAAUAUAUAUAAUAUCACAGGAUCAAAUAAUCCAACAAGUAUAAGUACAGAAAGUAUCAUAAUUAAUAAUAAUAAUAAUAAUAAUAAUAAUAAUGGUAAUAGUAACAGUAUCAAUAAUAGUAAUAAUGGUGGUGGUGGGCUAGGGAUUGGUUUAGGUUCAAGCAUUCACCUGAAUUUGUAUCCAGGUUUAGCAAACAGUAGUAACAAUAAUAUGAAUAAUAAUAACAACAGCAAUACCAAUUUCAAUCCAUUGUUAAGUCGAUCAUUAAGUAGAACUUCAUCCCCAUUGAUGACAAAGACAAAAAAUCUUUAA